CGUCGUCGACUUCAAUGGUUACUAACACGACCGUGACUUCAAGAAUUUAUUUCCAGUUAUAACAAUGUAGCUUUGUUAGUAUGGCGAGUGAGAAUCGGAAUCAAUCUGAAUACAUUAUAAGUUUGCUGAGGGAAAAUGAUCGACUUCUGAAGGAGAAUUCAUUUUUGAAGAACUAUUUGGUAACGGUGAAAAAUAACGCAACUUUGAAAACUGCAAAUGUUCUGAAUGCUGUUUUGACUUGGACCGAUGACAGCCUCUGUAGAAAGUUUGAAGAUGCAUUUUCAAGAUUUGGUCAAGGAACGAAAGAACCUUGCUGUACAUCUUCGCGAAGUUAUUACGAACAAAGCUCAGCUCCAAGCGCAGCAAUAACAGGCACAGUUUCUUACCAAAAUGAACCAACAUCACAACAAAGUCAAUAUAUUAAUCAACUAAAAGCACCCGUUCAGAACCAAACGGUUAAACCGCAAUCGCCUUUUCGUCCACAGCAACAAAAUGCGUCUUUUGAUCCCCGAAACAGACCUCAAUUUCAAGCUGAUUCACAAUUUGGUUCGGCAGAAAAUACAUUUAGACCCAUUUCGCCAGCUAGACAAGAACAAACAAAUUUGAUAAACACUUCAACAGGGUAUCAAACAGCGGAAUCAUUCCCUCAGCAGCAAUAUUAUAAUACAGUGAAUCAAGUAGGUCACCAGUCCGUUGAUGAUACCGAUGCUAUAUUUUUACCUCAGCAACAAAAUCUGCAACCAAGGGCUUCUUCAAUGCCAACUAAACUACUCUCUCCACGUAUAGAUCCUAAUGUUAAACAAAGAUCUCCAAUAGCACAAGGAAUUCCAGUAGCUGAACCAUUAGUUCCUACAAUGUCUAGAAGACAGUCACCCUCGGGACAAAGAUCCCCGAUGCAACAAGGCGUACCUUCAUUUGGCGGCAAUAAUACGCUGAAUCAGCAAUCUUAUAGCAGAGAACCAGCUAUAAGAAAUGAUCAAUAUAUGCAGAUUGACCAGUCAUCUAUAAAUCCGCGUGUUCAAAUAACCGUACCAUCUCCAAAUAUAUCAGCAGUCAACCAAAACGAGGAAUGGAAUAGUUUGAUAUAUCAACCACCAGAAAUUAUAUCAAAUUAUCAGGGAAUGAAAGCAGAUCAAACCGGUUUCAGUAAUCAGAGGUCUGGAAGCGAAGGUUAUGGUAGUCACAUUGUAACCGAGGCUGCUGAUUCUAUCCGCAGUGAUGGAAGGACUAGAAUCGGAGAACCAGUGGCUGCAUCAACACCAAUCAAGGCUGGAAGGAAUAUACAGUAUGAAUAUCAAGAUAAUACCCUCCAGAGCAUGAAGACACCACAAAAAGCACAACAGCCGAGUCCUCAAACAGGCGUUUCCGUGUUGCACCGACCAGUAGACCAGGUCAUUGGCCUGAAACCAGCUUACACGGACCAACAUCGUCAAAGAGUUUUAAGGAUUCGACCGAACAAACGUAUAAUUGGAGAAGUAGCAUUUCAGUUAGACAGAAGAAUUUUGGAGUAUGUUUUUACAUGGAAGUAUACACCAGAAAGUUCCGACGACAAAAGGCGUCGUUUCUAUGGUUACACUAUAAGCAAUAUGGGUGCUAUGAUACGAAAGGAAGCUACUGAUAGAACUGGACAAUUCAAUCCUAAAAAGGAAUUAGAGAUGCGGUACCGGUUUGAUUACGUAAUCAAGGCACUAUCUAAGUACGGCUAUAUUUUAGAAAGACAUGCUAUCUUAUCACAAGAUUUGGUCAAUCGGUAUGGACUAUUAAGUGGACCACCAGACCGCAAGACAGCACGUGAUAUCGGAUUGGAUGACCCCGUAAUUCUUCGCGUUCUUCUGAGCCAGAUGAUAAAAGAUGACAAUCUCCUGCAGGAGGCACUGAUUUUACUUGAUUGUCUAUGUUUGUUGGCGCAUGAAGACAAGAGAACUAUAUUUCUUUAUUGAUAUUUUAUUCCAGUUUUGAAUAAAUAUAAAAAAAACUUCAUCGUCUUUGUAUAUG
Messenger RNA from Mytilus trossulus (common blue mussel), 1995 nucleotides. RefSeq lists its product as uncharacterized. The transcript has 4 exons. The record is from RefSeq and is a predicted model, not a curated record. Gene Ontology annotation, cellular component: centrosome. Lineage: Eukaryota; Metazoa; Mollusca; Bivalvia; Mytilida; Mytilidae. The coding region runs from base 81 to 1940 and encodes 619 amino acids.